GAUAGCUCGCUUGCACCUUAUUUAUACAUACACACACAUUGACUUCUAAUUGGAGCAUUGAUCAGCAACAAUGGCCAAUGACGCUUAUCUGGGCGCCAAUCCGUCCACUUCACACAGAAAGAGGAUUCAAGACCGGGAUUCAAAGCGAAACAAGGACGUCCGAAAGAAGAUGCGCGAAACGGCGAUUUUGCACAAGGAUACAAGCAAUAUGGAGCGCAAAAUCGAGCAAUACAAAGGCAUUUUGAGCACACGCAAGAUGACUGCGAGCGAGAAGGAGAAACUUCAACGGAUGGAGGAUGAACUUAAGGAGGUGAAGGAUAAGCAAAAAGAGGCUGGCAUCGAGCCCCGCGAGCAAAACACCUCAGAUGUCAUCGCUGGAUACGACCCAAUGGCUGAGAGCGAGGCUGCUGGUACUGUAAUUGGUGGCCAAUAUAAAUCCUCGAGUGAUGAUAGUGAUGAUGAUGAUUUGGAUCACAACAAAGGUACUCAGCUAGACGACUUGGGGAUACCUACAAUAGCUAUUGUCAAGCCAACCGCGACAAAGGGCACUGCUCUGCUUCUUCCAAUGCUACCAAUGCCCCCGGGAACACCGCCGCUUCUUGAAAAGAAUGUUAGUGGUGGUUCUGUCUGGCCACCGCUUCCCAGUGGCCCAUCACCAAUGUACCUUAAAAACAACCCUCAGAAAUACGCACACUGCCGACCACCGCCGUUUACAAAUCAAAACCAACAGCAGCAGCAGAGGCAGCGUUUUUUAUUCCAGCGCGGCAGCGACCCCAGGAGCAGCAGCUAUCGGCCAGGGCCACCACAUCCAUAUGAUCCUCAAGGAGCAAUACGGUCAAAUAUGCCACCUGUGCCGCCGUUCAUUCACGCAAGGCCAAAUAUGCCGCCGCCUCCUCCUCUGCACCUAAUAAGGCCGCUGAGACCAGCAAGAUCCCAUUCGGCCACGGUGCUUGCUGCUGAACCACAGGUGCGUGAUCUCAAAAAGGAGUUGACGACAUUGGUCCCCGCGGCCAUUGCUCGCAAGAGCAAACAAAAUGACCGGCAACGAGUGCUUGCGGCAGUGCCCAUGGCCCCGAUGAUGGUUGUCAAUGCUGCUCCCGAGAUUGAUGCAGAUACUGGCAACAGCUCGAUCAAUGCACAGAGAACAGCAGUGGCGACCAGCAGCAGUCUGCUGGACACAAUACGACCACUCGCGGGCGUUCAGUUUAGCACUGCGUCGAGCCAGCGACGCGAGCAGCAGGCAGUGCCAGAAAACUUGGUCAACUCUCAGCCGCCGACGACUGCUGCGCGGGGCCCUGGUAGCUCGAUUGACGACGAGUACCAAAAGUUUUUACAGCAGAUGAACAACAUAUUGUGAAGAGGCAUAUUUUACAUGUAUUUUUUUACUUUAUUUACUAUUC
This is a messenger RNA of Kickxella alabastrina, 1400 nucleotides long. RefSeq lists its product as uncharacterized. Gene Ontology annotation, biological process: RNA processing. The transcript has a single exon. The record is from RefSeq and is a predicted model, not a curated record. NCBI's taxonomy places the organism in Eukaryota, Fungi, Kickxellomycota, Kickxellomycetes, Kickxellales, Kickxellaceae. Bases 71 to 1357 code for a protein of 428 amino acids.